CCCCCCUCCCAAUUGGUAUAUCCCUCUCCAAUCCCCCUUCCCACCCCCAGCAUCGGCGGUUCUGGUUUCCGCGCGAAAAGCCGGCGGUCCGCGCGCUAUCCACUGCGCGGCUGGAGCCGGUUCCCUUCCGUCCCCCCCGCCCCCCAGGUCCCCGUCUGUGCUCCGCGCUUGGACACGCGAGAUGCCCGCCCGCACUGGCCCGGCCCCGGUGGCCGCGCCGGGCUCGCCCGCGCUCCCGCUGCCGGAGGAGGUCCGCAGACGGCUUAAAGAUUUAGAAAAAGAUGAGGAUAUUCUUACAGAAAAGGAAUUUGUUAAGAAGAAAUUAAGUCUACUGCAUGAAUUUUUGCAAGCAGAAGUACAGCAUCAGUUAUUUGACUUGGAGAUCAAAUUGCAUAAAGAAGAGCUUUCUGAAGAAGGAUACUUGUCCAAAGUAAAAUUCCUGUUAAAUAAAGAACUGUUUUUGGAAAACGGAGACCAUCCUCUCACUUCAAGAGUGAAUGGUUGUUUAGAAAACGGUAUUUACACAAGUGACGAAGAUUUUGAGAAAAGUGUUGAAGAAGAUAGUACAGUAGAGAUGGAGGAAGCAACUGGAUCAUCAACAUCCUUGUCAAAAACCAGAAAAUCUAGAAGAAGUAAAUCAGAUGGCGAGGCUAAAAAAUCUUCAGCUAGCUCAAGGGUUACGAGAAGCUCUGGCAAGCAACCUACUAUUGUAUCUCUGUUUUCAAAAGGAUCCGGUAAACGGAAAUCAGAAGGGGCAACUGGAGAAAUAAAGCAAGAAAUGAAUAUAGAGAAGGAAGAAGAAAAGGAACAAGGGGAAAAGAAAAUGAAAUUUGAACUCAAAGAAGGAUCUGAAAUAAAAGUAGUUCAGGGGAAAGCUGUACUACCUGUAAAGUCUACUCCUCCUAAGUGUAUGGAUUGCAGGCAGUAUCUGGAUGAUCCUGAUCUAAAAUUUUUUCAAGGAGAUCCUGAUGGUGCAUUGGAUGAGCCAGAGAUGUUAACGGAUGAACGAUUAUCCAUUUUUGAUGCCAAUGAAGAUGGCUUUGAAAGUUAUGAUGAUCUCCCACAGCAUAGAGUAACAUCCUUCAGUGUUUAUGAUAAGAAGGGCCAUCUGUGCCCAUUUGAUACAGGCCUAAUUGAGAAGAAUAUAGAACUCUACUUCAGUGGCACAGUAAAACCAAUCUACGAUGACAACCCAUGUCUGGAUGGUGGUGUCAGAGCCAAAAAACUUGGCCCCAUAAAUGCAUGGUGGAUCACUGGUUUUGAUGGUGGCGAAAAAGCUUUGAUUGGCUUCACCACAGCGUUUGCUGAUUAUAUUUUGAUGGCUCCUAGUGAGGAAUAUGCACCUAUAUUUGCACUAAUGCAGGAGAAGAUCUACAUGAGUAAAAUAGUUGUUGAAUUCUUACAGAAUAAUCCUGAUGUCAGUUAUGAAGAUUUGAUCAAUAAGAUUGAAACUACUGUUCCUCCUGCUGGACUGAACUUCAAUCGGUUCACGGAAGAUUCUCUUCUUCGACAUGCCCAGUUUGUAGUGGAGCAGGUAGAAAGCUAUGAUGAAGCUGGAGACAGUGAUGAGCAGCCUGUCAUUAUCACCCCUUGCAUGAGAGACCUGAUUAAAUUAGCUGGUGUCACCUUGGGGAAAAGACGAGCUGCAAGGCGGCAAGCUAUCAGACAUCCUACCAAAAUCAAUAAGGAGAAAGGACCAACCAAAGCCACGACCACCAAGCUUGUCUACCUGAUUUUUGAUACUUUCUUCUCAGAGCAAAUUGAAAAGAACGAAAGAGAAGAUGACAAGGAGAAUGUCACGAAGCGGAGGCGCUGUGGUGUCUGUGAGGUUUGCCAACAACCCGAAUGUGGAAAAUGUAAAGCCUGUCAGGACAUGGUUAAAUUUGGUGGUAGUGGACGCAGCAAACAGGCUUGUCUACAGAGGAGGUGCCCAAAUCUGGCUGUGAAAGAGGCUGAUGAAGACGAAGAAGUUGAUGAUAAUAUUCCUGAAAUGCCCUCACCCAAAAAAAUGCUGCAGGGGAGGAAAAAAAAACAGAAUAAGACUAGGAUUUCCUGGGUUGGAGCUCCAAUCAAGAGUGACGGGAAGAAAGAUUACUACCAGAAAGUGUGUAUUGACUCUGAAACUCUAGAAGUAGGAGACUGUGUUUCUGUCAGUCCUGAUGAUCCCACCAAACCCUUAUAUUUAGCAAGAAUUACUGCAUUGUGGGAAGACAGCAGUGGACAAAUGUUUCAUGCUCAUUGGUUCUGUGCUGGGAUAGAUACUGUCCUUGGGGCAACAUCAGACCCUCUGGAGCUUUUCUUGGUAGAUGAAUGUGAAGAUAUGCAGCUCUCCUAUAUCCAUGGCAAAGUGAAUGUUAUUUAUAAAGCUCCCUCAGAAAACUGGUCCAUGGAGGGGGGAUUGGACAUGGAAAUUAAAAUGGUUGAAGAUGAUGGGAGAACCUAUUUCUACCAAAUGUGGUAUGAUCAAGACUAUGCAAGAUUUGAGUCUCCUCCAAAAAUCCAGCCCACAGAGGAUAACAAAUACAAGUUCUGUAUAAGCUGCGCACGUCUUGCUGAAAUGAGGCAGAAGGAAAUCCCCAGAGUAACAGAGCCUUUGGAGGAGCUAGACCACAAGGUGCUCUAUGGCCUUGGGAUGAAAAAUGGAGUGCAAUAUAGGACAGGAGAUGGAGUUUUCUUCUUGCCAGAAGCUUUUGGAUUUAACAUGAAGUUGUGUAGUCCAACCAAGAGAUCAAAGAAGGAGUCGGUGGAUGAGGAACUAUACCCAGAACAUUAUCGGAAAUACUCAGAAUAUAUUAAAGGCAGCAACCAGGAUGCCCCUGAGCCAUAUCGAAUUGGUCGCAUCAAAGAGAUCUUCUGUAACAAACGCAAUAAUGGCAAGCCAAAUGAAGCAGACAUCAAACUCAGAGUUAACAAAUUCUACAGACCAGAAAAUACUCACAAAUCGAUGAAAGCAAGUCAUCAUGCAGAUAUUAAUUUGUUAUACUGGAGUGAUGAGGAAGCAAUUGUAGACUUCAAGGCUGUGCAAGGCCGCUGUAUUAUAGAAUAUGGAGAAGACUUAACAGAAUGUAUUCAGGAUUAUUCUGCUGGUGGCUCAGAUCGCUUCUAUUUCCUUGAGGCAUAUAAUGCAAAAACUAAAAGUUUUGAAGAUCCUCCAAAUCAUGCCCGUAGUCCUAGGAAUAAAGGGAAAGGAAAAGGGAAGGGAAAAGGCAAAAGCAGGGGAAAAUCUGUAGCAGUGGAGCCAAGUGAGCAGGAAACAAUAGAAGUAAAGUUACCCAAGCUUCGAACCCUGGAUGUUUUCUCUGGCUGUGGAGGAUUGUCGGAAGGCUUUCACCAAGCAGGAAUAUCUGAAACAUUGUGGGCCAUAGAAAUGUGGGAACCUGCAGCCCAGGCAUUCCGUCUGAAUAAUCCUGGAACCACUGUGUUCACAGAAGAUUGUAAUGUUCUCUUGAAGCUGGUUAUGUCUGGGGAAAAAACCAACUCCCUGGGCCAGAAGCUGCCUCAGAAAGGAGAUGUGGAAAUGCUGUGUGGUGGCCCACCCUGUCAAGGGUUUAGUGGGAUGAACCGCUUCAACUCGCGUACUUAUUCCAAGUUCAAGAACUCCCUAGUUGUUUCCUUCCUCAGCUACUGUGAUUACUACAGACCCAGGUUUUUCCUACUAGAGAAUGUAAGAAACUUUGUGUCAUUCAAACGUUCCAUGGUCCUGAAGCUGACCCUCCGAUGUCUGGUUCGAAUGGGAUAUCAGUGCACAUUUGGCGUAUUACAGGCUGGCCAGUAUGGUGUUGCUCAAACUCGAAGAAGGGCCAUCAUCCUGGCUGCAGCCCCAGGCGAGAAACUCCCCAUGUUUCCGGAGCCCCUGCAUGUAUUCGCACCCCGAGCCUGCCAGCUCAGUGUAGUGGUGGAUGACAAAAAAUUUGUUAGCAAUAUAACAAGAAUGAACUCUGCUCCAUUCCGAACCAUCACUGUACGUGACACAAUGUCAGACCUCCCCGAGAUUAGGAAUGGGGCUUCUGCCUUAGAGAUCUCUUACAAUGGAGAACCUCAGUCCUGGUUCCAAAGGCAGAUUAGGGGCUCACAGUAUCAGCCCAUACUCAGGGAUCAUAUCUGCAAGGAUAUGAGUGCUUUGGUAGCUGGCCGAAUGAGACACAUUCCCCUCGCCCCAGGAUCAGACUGGCGUGACCUACCCAACAUUGAGGUCCGUCUCUCAGAUGGUACUACAACCAGGAAAUUGCGAUAUACACAUCAUGAGAAGAAGAAUGGACGUAGCAACACUGGAGCUCUCAGAGGUGUCUGUUCCUGUGCAGAAGGUAAACCAUGUGAUCCUGCAGAUAGACAGUUCAACACCUUGAUUCCAUGGUGUCUGCCCCACACUGGAAACAGGCACAACCAUUGGGCUGGGCUCUACGGAAGGUUGGAAUGGGAUGGCUUCUUCAGCACUACAGUUACUAAUCCUGAACCCAUGGGCAAGCAGGGUCGAGUACUUCACCCAGAACAGCACCGAGUAGUGAGCGUGCGGGAGUGUGCUCGGUCCCAAGGAUUCCCAGAUACCUACAGAUUGUUUGGCAACAUCCUAGAUAAACACAGACAGGUGGGUAACGCAGUGCCUCCACCCCUUGCUAAAGCCAUAGGCCUGGAGAUCAAAUUCUCUGUGUUGGCCAAACUGAAAGAGAAAGCCACAGAAAAAAUCAAAAAAGAAAAUUUAGAGUCCAUGGAUUAGCCUUUUCAUCUCCCACCAUCCUUUCUGGCACCAGGAUCUCCAACAUGCACUGAAUUGUUUUUUUGAACAUGCUGAAAUCUGUUUUUGUUCAGCUGUCCUUGUGAACAGUGUUUGUCUCCUUGGCUGACAUUGAGCUGUUUUGUGAUGUUCGGAUUAUCAACUAAUAAUCAUUUAGUGAUCAAACUGUGCGGUGCCCUUUGUGCAUUCUGGAUUUUUAAAUCUGUUUUUAUUAUGCAUUGUAUUAAAUAAUCUACCACUUUAUACAAGUGGAAAUUAAUACUUUAUGUAGUUUUUAUAUGUUGUAAUAUUUCUUCAAAUAAAUCUCUCCUAUAAAUUAUCCUGUA
Messenger RNA from Sarcophilus harrisii (Tasmanian devil), 5058 nucleotides. RefSeq names its product DNA (cytosine-5)-methyltransferase 1. Gene Ontology annotation, cellular component: nucleus. The record is from RefSeq and is a predicted model, not a curated record. NCBI's taxonomy places the organism in Eukaryota, Metazoa, Chordata, Mammalia, Dasyuromorphia, Dasyuridae. Gene Ontology annotation, molecular function: zinc ion binding; DNA binding; DNA (cytosine-5-)-methyltransferase activity. The transcript is spliced from 34 exons. The coding region runs from base 182 to 4714 and encodes 1510 amino acids.